Messenger RNA from Brenthis ino (lesser marbled fritillary), 888 nucleotides. NCBI's taxonomy places the organism in Eukaryota, Metazoa, Arthropoda, Insecta, Lepidoptera, Nymphalidae. The record is from the annotation of a GenBank genome assembly.
AUGGAACCUAUGGCCUUAGGAAGUCCGACUCAUUCACCUUCAGGAAGCCCUAACGUGGGAUAUUUACCACCUUUUUUGUUAGGAGAGAUAAAUCCGCCGACUUUGUCUUCUUUAUCUCCUAGGCCAAAUAGUUUAUCACCAACAAAAGGUCGCAGUUUAGCUUUUGGUUCACCUACGAGUCCUACCCAAACAUCGACACCAGACCAGAAAUUAUACCGGCAGAAUGUACCUAUGCAUCAACAAGUGCUUUACAAUCAACAGCAAAACCUCUUUGCUAACAUGCCCGCAUCUCCAAAUAUUUCAUACUCGAGCAAAUCUAAUGGUCCACCAAUAGAGGAUCUAUUUGACACAAUUAAAAGUAAUGAGCCUUCUGUGGAUAAGUCACUUUUUCAAGAGAACAGUUUCUUAAGCUAUGGAAAUAAUAAUUCUAUAAUGCAUAAUUCAUAUGUAAACAAUGUGCCGGUAAACAAUCAAUCACUACCAAAUCAAUGGCAGGACACCUGUCAGGAUCAGGAUCAGUAUUGGGUCACUGUAUUUGGCUUUCCUCCCAAUGCAGCUAACACAGUUUUAGCUAGAUUUAGCAAUUGUGGUGCUAUACUUGAUAAACAAUACCCAACUCAAGGGAACUGGGCACAUAUUAGAUAUGCAACAAGAGGAGAAAAAGAGAGGGCAGUUGCACUGAAUGGAAGACUAAUCCUUCCAGGAGUUAUGGUUGGUGUUGUAGAAUGUAGAGAACCUCCUCGCAUGACUGUUACGAGUCCUGGGAGUGCUUUGGAAAAAAGACAAUCAACAGCUAGAUCUUUGUGUCCUACUCCGAUUCCAUCAGCUCCAGUACCUCAAAGAUCCAGUGGUCUCAUAUCCAAAGCCUUAGACUAUGUACUUGGCUGG